AUGGCGCCUGGAGAGAAGAUCAAAGCCAAAAUAAAAAAGAAUCUGCCGGUUCGAGGCCCCCAGGCACCAACCAUUAAGGACCUGAUGCAUUGGUACUGCAUGAACACCAACACCCAUGGCUGCCGCCGCAUUGUGGUGUCCCGAGGCCGCCUUCGGCGCCUGCUGUGGAUCCUGUUCACACUGACCGCAGUAGCCCUCAUUAUCUGGCAGUGUGCCCUCCUCGUCUUCUCUUUUUACACCGUCUCUGUCUCCAUCAAAGUCCACUUCCAGAAGCUGGAUUUCCCUGCCGUCACUAUCUGCAAUAUCAACCCCUACAAGUACAGUGCUGUGAGUGACCUUCUGACUGACUUGGACAGUGAGACAAAGCAAGCUUUGCUGUCCCUGUAUGGGGUCAAAGAUUUCCCAGAGGCUAAAGCUCAGAAACGCCGGGAAGCAAGAUCCAUGCGAUCCACAGGGGAAGGCUCACAACCCAGAUUCCUCAACCUGAUCCCACUGCUGCUCUUCAAUGAGAAUGAGAAGGGAAAGGCCACAGACUUCUUCACUGGUCGGAAGCGGAAAAUCAGUGGGAAAAUCAUUCACAAGGCUUCUAAUGUCAUGCAUGUUCACGAGUCAAAAAAAUUGGUGGGAUUUCAAUUGUGCUCAAAUGACAACUCUGACUGUGCCACCUACACCUUCAGCUCGGGAAUCAAUGCCAUCCAGGAGUGGUACAAGCUUCACUACAUGAAUAUAAUGGCCCAGGUGCCUGUAGACAAGAAAAUCAACAUGAGCUACUCUGCCGAAGAACUGCUGGUGACCUGCUUCUUCGAUGGAAUGUCCUGUGAUGCCAGGAACUUCACACUUUUCCACCAUCCAAUGUAUGGAAAUUGCUAUACGUUCAACAACAGAGAAAAUGCCACCAUCCUCAGCACCUCCAUGGGGGGCAGUGAGUAUGGACUGCAAGUCAUCUUAUACAUAAAUGAAGAUGAAUACAACCCCUUCCUGGUGUCCUCCACUGGAGCCAAGGUGCUUAUCCAUCAGCAGAAUGAAUACCCCUUCAUCGAAGAUGUAGGGACAGAGAUCGAGACAGCAAUGUCCACCUCCAUAGGAAUGCACCUGACAGAAUCCUUCAAGCUGAGUGAACCUUACAGCCAAUGCACAGAGGACGGCAGUGAUGUGCCCAUCACAAAUAUCUACAACGCUGCCUACUCCCUCCAGAUCUGCCUUUAUUCAUGCUUCCAGACGAAGAUGGUGGAAAAAUGUGGCUGUGCCCAGUACAGCCAGCCUCUGCCUCCAGCAGCCAAUUACUGCAACUACCAGCAACACCCCAACUGGAUGUAUUGCUACUACCAGCUGUACCAGGCCUUUGUCCGAGAAGAGCUGGGCUGCCAAUCAGUGUGCAAACAAGCAUGCAGCUUUAAGGAAUGGACACUGACCACCAGCUUGGCGCAGUGGCCAUCUGAGGCUUCUGAGAAAUGGUUGCUGAAUGUUCUCACCUGGGACCAAGGCCAACAAAUAAACAAAAAGCUCAACAAGACUGACCUGGCCAAGCUCUUGAUAUUCUACAAAGACCUGAACCAAAGAUCCAUCAUGGAGAGUCCAGCCAACAGCAUUGAGAUGCUUCUGUCCAACUUUGGUGGACAGCUGGGCCUGUGGAUGAGCUGUUCGGUCGUCUGUGUCAUCGAAAUCAUUGAAGUCUUCUUCAUUGACUUCUUCUCUAUUAUUGCCCGCCACCAGUGGCAGAAAGCCAAGGACUGGUGGGCCCGGAGGCAGGCACCUCUCUCCUCUGAGACUCACUCCAGUCGUCAGGGCCAGGAUAAUCCAGCUCUGGAUACAGAUGAUGACCUGCCCACUUUCACCUCUGCUAUGCGCCUGCCUCCAGCCCCGGAGGCCACGGUUCCUGGCACACCACCCCCCAGAUACAAUACCUUACGCUUGGACAGUGCCUUUUCCUCCCAGCUCACAGACACUCAGUUGACCAAUGAGUCCUGA
Cricetulus griseus (Chinese hamster) is the source of this 1968-nucleotide messenger RNA. The record is from RefSeq and is a predicted model, not a curated record. Lineage: Eukaryota; Metazoa; Chordata; Mammalia; Rodentia; Cricetidae.